This is a messenger RNA of Sipha flava (yellow sugarcane aphid), 1384 nucleotides long. Its product is annotated as UBX domain-containing protein 4-like. NCBI's taxonomy places the organism in Eukaryota, Metazoa, Arthropoda, Insecta, Hemiptera, Aphididae. The coding region runs from base 350 to 1384 and encodes 344 amino acids. Gene Ontology annotation, molecular function: protein binding. The transcript has 10 exons. The record is from RefSeq and is a predicted model, not a curated record.
UGUCUGCUGCCGGCUCGAGUCGUUCCAUGAGAACAUCGUUCGAUCGUGUGUGAGUUAGUGUGUAUUGACGUGUGUAGGUGUGUACGUGAGGUGAACAAUCAUAAAAACGUACCCACUGGGUAAACCUUCACAAUUACCGUACGGCACUUUAACAAACGUGAUAUUGUUAAACGCGUGACGCACACGACACCCAGUUUAAUACGAUACGGCCACAUCGACUGCGAGUUAUUUUACGUUUUUUGAUUGUAUUCCUUUCGUAGUCGAAUUUCACUGGGCAUCAAGCUUUAAAGUUCACCAGAAAAACUUGAGUGCUAAUACAGUCAAAUUCGUUAACAACAUAUUGUUCACGAUGUCUUCAGUAAAGUGGUUUGAAGGAAAUUCAAAAGAAGCAUUAAAACUAAUGAUGGAGCGGAAUUGCGCCUUUUUGGUUUACAUAAAAAAAGAAGAUGAUGAAUUUACAGACGCCUUCAAUGAUCCAUAUGUUGUAGAAUUGUUAAACAAUCAACUUGUUUUAUGUUAUGAAAUGGAUCCAACCAGCCAGAGUUUUACAAACUUCAAAGGCAUCUUCAAUAAUGUUUCUGUUCCAUCAAUUUACUUGUUAGAAAAAAAUAAUGUUCAACAAUUGAUUAUAAAAAAAGAGAAUAUAAUCAACACUCAUGAACUAGAAUUGGAAAUAAAACGUCAGAUAUUGAAUUCUGUUUAUUUUACUAUUAAAUGUAUAUCAGAUACUACCAAUGACGAUAUUCAAAAACAGAAACAUGUACAAUAUAUGACUGAAAUUAAUAAGAAGUUGCAGAUUUUUAAUAAUCCAACUAUAAACAAAAGUAUUCAAAAAGAUGCAGAAAAAAUUAAAAAAUUGAAUAUUAAUACAAAAAUCAAAAUUAAAAUUCCCUGCGAAAAGAUUACAAAAGUUCAAGAAUUUCAAACAAAGUCUACGCUUAAUGAUGUCAAAACUUUUGUAUUGAAUAAUUUUCAUCUUCCUGAAGGGCCUAUGAAAUUGAUUGCUCACAGACAAUUUGUGGAGGAAGAUUUCUGCCAAACGUUAGAUGCAUUAAAUUUAAGUCCAUCUUCAACAAUCUAUGUGCAUAUAGUACCAUCAUAUCAAGGGCUAUCCUCCAUACGUAAUUUUCAAUCUUGGCUAUUCAACAUAUUUUCUUUUACUAUAAUGAAACCAUAUCAUUUUUUUCAAUAUCAUGUUAUGAAUUUCAUUAUGCCGCCACCGCCAGUACAAACACCAAGAAUGCCCAACCGCCAAGAGAUGUCACAAACAAAAACAAAAUCUACAUCAUAUAAAUCUGGUUCUAAUAUUUAUCGAUUGAAUACAAAUGAAUCUGAUGAUGAUGAAAAUAAUACAUACAAUGGGAAUUCAACACAACAGUUGUAA